AUGGCUGGUUCUGAAGAGGCCCCAGUGCCUCCGGCUCACAAGCGCCCUCACUCCGAUCUAGAUGUUGACCAGAAUGACGAUGAUUCCUCUUCCGACGAUGAUUUCGGUCCCGCCCUGCCUUCCGAGGCUGCUCCAAAAAAGAAACGGCGCAAGCUGCCGUUUGAGAAGGUCUACGUCAAUGCGCUACCGGCCUCCCCACGAUAUUCGAAAUCGUUGAUGCACAAGGACCAACUGUCCUUCGUCACCGUGACUCCAUUCACCGACUUUGUGAUUACUAGCUCUGUGGACGGAGUGGUUAAAUUCUGGAAGAAAAUGGCAGACGGUAUUGAAUUCGUCAAGGAGUUCCGAGCCCAUCCAGGGGAGAUCCGCAGUGUCAAUGUCAGUGCCGAUGGCCGGAGUUUUGCGACGGCUGGGGUCGAUAAGAGCGUGAAGAUCUUUGACGUGAUAACCUUUGAUCUACUGGCUAUGUAUUCUCUAGAAUUUGUCCCUCGGUGCGUUUGCUGGGUGCACCGGCGAGGGGCUUCUCUACCUUUGCUUGCAGUGACGGACGAAUCCAGCAGCACUAUCCAGGUAUUUGACGGACGAGGCGAGAACCCAGAGCCUUUGCACUCGGUGAAGUCCAUUCAUCGCAGCCCGGUGGUAUCAUUGGCAUUCAACAACGCAUUUGAUUGUGCCAUUUCAGCCGAUGAGUCUGGAAUGAUUGAAUAUUGGCGUGCUGGAGACGGAUCCUUUGAGAAGCCCGACAAUGUCUUCCAGCUGAAGUCGUCUACCAACUUGUUUGCCUUCAAGAAGGCCAAGUCGACGCCGACCGCUAUAACCAUUUCACCCUCGGGCGAGCACUUUGCGACAGUCUCGUUCCCGGAUCGACACGUGCGGGUGUUUGAAUUUGCGACGGGCAAGCUCUACCGCACAUACGACGAGUCAAUCGCAACCAUCACCGAGAUGCAGCAAGCUGGGACGGCCCCUUACCCCCUAGACGAGGUGGAGUUCGGACGACGUCUGGGCGUGGAGCGAGAGCUGGAAGGAGAGGCUACGCGGAGCAAAGUUCGAGUCUCCUUUGAUGAGUCGGGCCAUUUCAUUUUCUAUGGCUCGCUGUACGGAAUAAAGUGCAUCAACACGUACACGAACCGGGUCGUUCGGAUGUAUGGUCGCGAUGAACCCUUCAGGGCAUUAGACCUGGCCCUCUACCAGGGCCAGCCGCAACGGAAGGGGGUAGUCACCGUGUCGAUGGCCGCCAGCAGCAACCCGCUGCUGCAAGAGGCGGAGGAACGCGAUCCCAUCUUGAUCAGCACUGGAUUUGCCAAGGUGCGCUUUUACAUGUUCACCAACGAGACCGACAUCUCCAAAAGCAGCCGCGACGUGCAAAACGAGAAGCCCACCGAGACCACCGGUGGACCCGAUCCCAGUACCACCAAGACCCAUGAGACCGGCACCGCUGCGAUCCUGCAUACAACGCUGGGCGAUAUCCAUCUUCGCCUGUUCCCGUCUGCGGCGCCGCGAACGGUGGAGAACUUCGUGACGCACGCGCGGCAAGGCUACUAUAACAAUACGAUCUUCCACCGGGUGAUUCGCAAGUUCAUGAUCCAGGGCGGCGACCCGCAAGGCGACGGCACCGGUGGUGAGUCGAUCUGGGGUGGGGAGUUUGCGGAUGAGUUCUCGAGCUUGAAGCACGACAAGCCGUAUACGCUGUCGAUGGCUAAUGCGGGGCCUAACACGAACGGCAGCCAGUUCUUCAUCACGACGGAGAAGACGCCGUGGCUGGACAACAAGCACACGGUGUUUGGGCGCGCAGUGCAGGGACUGGACGUGGUGCACAAGAUCGAGAAUGUCAAGACGCACAAGGAGAAGCCCGAGGUGGACGUAAAGGUUGUCAGCAUCUCGAUUUCCUGA
Penicillium macrosclerotiorum is the source of this 1890-nucleotide messenger RNA. RefSeq names its product WD40 repeat domain-containing peptidylprolyl isomerase. The record is from RefSeq and is a predicted model, not a curated record. The transcript is spliced from 3 exons. Bases 1 to 1890 code for a protein of 629 amino acids. Gene Ontology annotation, biological process: protein peptidyl-prolyl isomerization; protein folding. NCBI's taxonomy places the organism in Eukaryota, Fungi, Ascomycota, Eurotiomycetes, Eurotiales, Aspergillaceae. Gene Ontology annotation, molecular function: protein binding; peptidyl-prolyl cis-trans isomerase activity.